CUUGCUGGCGUCGAGAGAAAGCCGGAGCUGUUUCUCUGCUUUCGCCUUUUUGUUCUUCUUCCCCGCGCGGUCGCCCACAGUCUUCCGCGCAAGGCUCGCUCUUUUGCGAUCACGUCGAGUUGUUGCUAUGGCUAUGACCAUCUUUCCAGCAACAAGCGGCGCCACGUGACGUGCCCGGCGAUGGCUGCUUGGCGGGGAGGGAUGAGGUGAGCAUCGCAGCCCAGUAGCAGCAGCGGCAGCAGCCCCAGCACGCUUUCCUGCGCCGCCACCUCGGGCGCGCCAAAGGCCGCCUCAUCAGCACCGUCCCCAGUCUGGCUUUCCUCAUUGUUCCGCUCGGCUCCUGCCGCUGCUGCCAUCACCAUCACCAAGCCCCCCUCCCCGCGCUUUCUCUUGCAACGUCGUCUUUGCACGCAGCAGCUUCUGCUUGGAUGGAUGGAGCGUUCCUACGAGCCUCGGGUGUUCCGCUAUGUUUCUGAUUCGCAGCUCAGCUGAACUCUCACGUCCGGCCGGUCCUCGCGCUCAGCCUCUUCCAUGGGCUCACCAGUGUCCUUUGUUUUAUCCAGGAUGGCUGCUUGUGGAGGCACCACCAAAAAUAGGCUCACGGUAAAUAAGCACGUCUGGGACUUUCUGACCAAAGAAAGCCCUGCCAAACUGGUUAAGCUGAAGGAGGAGAAUAAGGUGAGCAUCUUGAUCGAUGGCGAGACCUCUGAGAUCUACGUGCUGCAGAUCACCAUGCCUGCCCACGGGCCUAGCAACGGCCUCUACCUGGCUCGCAAAGCCCUCAAGUCCUUGCUCAAGGAGACUGAAAAGGAGCUGAAGAAGGCCCAACGCCAGAGUGAGCUGAUGGGUUGCAUGGCCUUAAUGGAGAAGAACAGGGAGCACGGAGCAGUGGAGCUACACCGCCGAGGGACAGCCUUGAUAUCUCGAGGGCAGCAGACCUCCGGGCCCAGAGUGGUCAGUGGCGGAGGAGGGGUGGCUAGCUGCUCACGGGGAGGGGAGGAGGAACAGGACAGCCAGUGCCCCAUCUGUUUGGGGGAGAUCCAGAACAUUAAGACUCUGGAGAAAUGCAAGCACUCCUUCUGUGAGGACUGCAUCACUCGGGCCUUGCAAGUCAAGAAAGCCUGCCCUAUGUGUGGGCGCUUCUAUGGGCAGCUGGUGGGCAACCAACCUGAAAACGGGCGCAUGCUGGUCUCCAAGGACUCGAGUCUCCUGCUUCCGGGUUAUGAAAAAUAUGGUACCAUCAUCAUCCAGUACGUCUUCCCACCUGGCAUACAAGGGGUGGAACAUCCCAAUCCUGGCGUCCGCUACCCUGGCACCACCCGUGUGGCCUACCUGCCUGACUGCCCCGAAGGCAACAAGGUGCUGGCGCUGUUCCGCAAGGCCUUUGACCAACGCCUCACCUUCACCAUCGGCACCUCCAUGACCACAGGACGAGCCAACGUCAUCACCUGGAAUGACAUCCACCACAAAACCAACUGCACUGGUGGCCCACAACUGUUUGGCUACCCUGAUCCUACAUACCUUGCUCGGGUGCAAGAGGAACUACGGGCCAAGGGCAUCACCAAUGACUGAUCUUGUUCCCUGCUGCCACGUGCCCAGAAAUGGCACGUUCUUUCUUUCGGGUCCAGUAAUGCUGGAGGAAGCUAUCUUGCAACAUGAUCUUCAGCCAGGUGCAGAGCCUGAGCAUUCUGGCUGAGAAGACUUUUCAAAUGGAACUGCUUGCUUGACGAGGGGAAUAGAGGCAGGUGGAAGGCUUCCGUGUGUGUGUGUGUGCAUGUGUGCGUGUGUGUGUGUGUGUGUGUGUGUGUGUGUACAUGCAUACACGUGUUUUGAGUGAGGAAGUUUGAGCCAAUCUACAUGAUAUGCAGAAUGUGGUGGAAGAAUUCUGGACUGUACUACUAUAGACUGUUUGCUGAGGGGUGGGAGAGGCGAUCUUUGGGGAUGCUACUUAAAUUGAAAACAACACAAUUUCCCUGCUUGUAUUAAGCUAGCACAUGAGGGAGAGUUUAGCUAUGUUACGUAUGUCUCUCAUAUGUGCUAGUUUAUGGCACAUGUGGACCAAGUGAGGAUGCAUUUAAAAGUAGUGGUUCUCUUAUAUUUAGCACAGAGAGAGCAGCUAUCCCUCCUUGACUCCAGCACCGUGUUUUUCCAGUGGUUGUUGCUGGUGUCUACUUUGUUUCUUUUCAGACUGUGAGCCUUUUUGGGACAGGGAACCAUCGUUUCUUUUUCUAUGUAAACUCCUUUUUGUUGAAAAGCCGUGUAUACAUAUUCCCAAGAAUAAAAAUAACACCUCGCGUACAGUCUGAAGUAGUACAGUCUAGAACUCAUUUAGAAUGAUUAAGGCCUACGUUGUGAUAAGCAAUAAAGGAGUAAUUCAGUGAACAGGGCUAAACGAGAGAUGAGAGCAACCCAGAUCUAAGCAGCCACGUCACAGUUCUACCCCUUUCGCAUAUAAAGCGGGGCGGGGGUCUGUUUUUUGUACAUCAAAAGGGAUGUGUGGGUAAGUGAACCAAUUCCCCCCGCCCUGCCUCACCUUCCUGCAUUCUUUCUUUAGAGAUCUCCCGCCCCGGAACAGGGUUAGUUCUGGUAUUGGAGCCGGGCUAGGAGUCCCCCUUUUGAUGUUAAAAACAUAUCCCAUGAAUGCCCCACCUUAUAUCUGAAUAGUGCAGACAUGUGAAUAGCACACGUGUGUUCUGUCUGGUUUGGCUCUUUGGGGGACUAGGAGUAGGUGAGAUGAAACUGCCUGCUUCUUGCAUCUGGAAACUCCGUCAGUGUAGCAUGAGGAAGUCAAGCACACAGCAUCCCUACAGGCUAACUGAACCCAGUGGUCCAAUACUUCUCUUCACUCGACUCCCUCCUUUGCAGAAUUCUACAGAUGUUGAGAAAUGGAGCCUUAGAAACCAAGCAGAAUUUUCAGCAAUUAUACUUGCAGAAUUUACUUAGUGGCCCACUAGUUUAUUCUGGGUGCAGAAGCUGAGGUUUCUUGGGGUACAAAAUGUUCAUCAUUUGGAUGCAGAGUGCCUGCGUCCAAGUGCAAUUGUCGAGGGUGAAUGGGAGACUGAAAAUGGGUUCAUUGCAUGGAUUUGUGUGGGGAAGCCGUGAGUGUGUAUGGAAGAGACAAAGAAGCGUAUCAUUGUUCUCGGAGCCUUGAAGCCAGCCUCUUAUCUUGGUCUCUGCUAUUCUUUUUUGUUUUUAACCCCGCUCCCCAUUCUGUUUACUGGAGCAGCCCAGCCAUUUGAUCCCCCCACCCUGUUUAUCUCCAGGAUCAGCAUCAAGGCCAAGUGGGUGGAACUUUCCAGAAACAUGUUAUCUUUCGCGUCUGCUAGGAAGACAGUGGCUUGUCUGCUCUGGUCUCGGGCAGCAUACGCAACUGCCAUCUCUGAGGAGGGUGGCAAUCCCCGCCCCAUGGACCAUGCCUUGUGUACAUACCUUCUGUGCUGGCAUCUCGACUGUCGUGUAGUUAUUCCAACCUAGUCCCAUUUGGGACAAUUCUUUGUCAUUUGGAACUGAGUCAGACCUGCCUGAACUCCCUGGCUGGUCUGUAUUCUCCUGACUCUGGCACCUGCCUGUCGUUGAGUGUUUGGGGGAGGGAGGGAGGGAGGGUGUCUCUUUGGCUAACUGUAAGUGCAUUGCCUCUGGCAGAGACACAUUCUACUGUUCAGUCUGUCUCAUCCUGGUGAGAGCUCCCCUCGGAUGCAGUUUGGGCAACGGGGCUUUCUUUGCUGUUUUAAAAAGAGUAACUGAAAAUAAUGACGUUUGUUUUCCUGAUUCUAAGUAUGUGUGGCAAGUGUGUUUGUGUAGUGGCGGUGUGGGUGUUUUUUCUUUCUUUCUUUCUUUCUUUCUUUAGUUAGCUGGGCAUAUGUGGGGGAGUGUGUCAGUAGUGGGUGUUGUAACAGAUUUUCUUAGGAAGCGGCUUUAUAAAGAAUCAGACUCUUGA
Hemicordylus capensis (graceful crag lizard) is the source of this 3937-nucleotide messenger RNA. RefSeq names its product deltex E3 ubiquitin ligase 3 (gene DTX3). Lineage: Eukaryota; Metazoa; Chordata; Lepidosauria; Squamata; Cordylidae. The record is from RefSeq and is a predicted model, not a curated record. The transcript is spliced from 5 exons. Bases 532 to 1572 code for a protein of 346 amino acids. Gene Ontology annotation, biological process: protein ubiquitination; Notch signaling pathway.